Molecule: messenger RNA, 557 nt
Organism: Racocetra persica
Lineage: Eukaryota; Fungi; Glomeromycota; Glomeromycetes; Diversisporales; Gigasporaceae
Source: the annotation of a GenBank genome assembly
AUGACAACCUUCAAUACAACCUACAGAAUCAUCCAAUUCUUACAGAAUCAUGGUUCUUUUGUUCGUUCUAAUAUUAAUGAAAAUAAUAAAUCACGUCAAUAUCUAUUUGGUACACUUAUAAGAAAUUUUGAUGAGAUUGGAGAUAUCUUAUUCAUAGGAUCCGUAAUAAAACUAGGUGAAGAAAUAAAAGUUCAUGAUUGCACGUACCUUACUUCUAAAAAUAAUGAAGAUCUAGAAUUACCUAAUUAUAACUACAUCAUAUUUAUCGCAGAUGAUAAUAGUUCAACAAAAGAUGCCGAAGACUACUCAUGCAUUGCAGUUCACUUACGUGAGUACUUGCAAAAUAGUGAUUCCCUUUCCUAUAGGGCAAAGAUGCAAGAAUGUAAUUGUUUAAAAGGAAAGAAGUUUUGUUUUUGUGAUUCUAUAUUAUUGGAUUUGGAUUUUUGGUAUAUUCUGAAUUUGACUGAUACGAGACCAAUGUCGAACUCAAUUGAAACCACAAGUCAAAAUAGAAAGAAAAAAAUAAAUGUUCAAAUUGUUCGAAAAGAUAUAAACCU